UGCCAUAACUUGAUUAGCAGUAUGAGAUGGAAGUAUCACCUAGAGACACAUUUCCGAGGAGUCUACAAAGUUGCACUCUAAAGAUGGAAGUAUCACCUACAAAGGUGCAUUCUGCAUGUUUAAGCUCUCGUCUUUGAAACAUAAAAGAUUCAUUUGGGCCGCUCAAAAGCUAUAACUUCAAAAUCAUCUACAACUUUGGACGUAUAGAAGAUGCAAUUGACUUGGUGCCAGGUAUAAAGAUUCAAGAAUAAGCGAAGUAAACAAUGAGAAGUUGAAGUAAAAGACACAAGAAUCAGAACAAAAUUUCAAUCCCUCCAUCUUUGGACACAACAACAUAAUUCUCAAGCUUUUUCAAGCAGAAGAAGUCAAUGAUAAUCUUCAAACAGAUAAAAGCUAUUAACUGAAGUCAGUACAGAAAUGGCUUAUAUUUCUAAGUCCAUAAGGUUUCAGGACAAUCAAAUUGAAUUAAAGAACUUCCAAAGAAUCAAAGCAGAAGAUGUCAUGUACAAGUCAGAAAAGGAAGGGUCUGGUAAAAAUGGAAAAUCUCUGAAAUCUCUGAAAGUACUGUCAAGAGUUUUUUCAGAAGACUAUGAAAGAGUGAAACAAAAGAUAUUAGAUCCUCGAGGAUUAUUCAUUCGUCGAUGGAACAAAAUUUUCUUAGCUGCGUGUUUAGUUUCUCUAUUUGUGGAUCCGUUGUUUUUCUACUUACCAACUGCUAGAACAGAAAUGUGUAUUUAUAUAACUGUACCACUUGAAGUAGUCCUCACAAUUAUACGUUCAAUAGCCGAUGUCUUUUACAUGGUUCAGAUUUUUGUUAGAUUCCGGACUGCUUUCGUUGCUCCUUCCUCUCGUGUAUUUGGUAGGGGGGAACUUGUUAUUGAUCCUUCCAGGAUCGCUUCUAGGUACUUAGCAAAGGAAUUCUGCAUUGAACUUGUUGCUGCAUUACCACUUCCACAGAUAUUACUUUGGGCUGUAAUUCCGAAUCUAAGCGGUGUAACAAUGACGAGCACAAAAAAUGUACUUCGUUUCAGCAUAAUUUUCCAGUUCAUACCAAGGUUGUUUCUCAUCUUUCCACUCUCAUCUCAAAUUGUUAAGGCCACCGGAGUUGUGACCAAAACAGAAUGGGCAGGGGCAGCUUACAAUCUUAUGCUUUACAUGUUAGCAAGCCAUGUUAUUGGAGCGUGCUGGUAUCUGUUGUCAAUUGAGAGACAAGAAUCCUGUUGGAGAGAAGUCUGUGAUAUUCAGAGUCCAGAAUGUCAGUCUAAAUUCAUUGACUGCGAUGUGCUAAACAAUCCAAGUAGAGUAACUUGGUACAAAUCCAGCAACAUAACAAGAUUAUGCGACCCCCGUAACAAUUUGUAUCAGUUUGGUAUAUAUGCCGAUGCACUGAAUUACGGGAUUACGACAUCCUCACCAUUCUUCAAAAAGUACUUCUACUGCCUUUGGUGGGGACUAAAAAAUCUGAGUUCUUUAGGCCAGAAUCUCUUAACUAGCACUUAUGUUGGUGAGAUUUGUUUUGCCAUUGUAAUAGCAAUUCUUGGUUUGGUUCUUUUUGGAUUGCUCAUUGGAAAUAUGCAAACAUAUCUUCAAUCUACGACUAUUCGACUUGAAGAGUGGAGGAUAAAGCGAAGGGAUACAGAGGAAUGGAUGCGACACAGACAACUACCCAAGGAACUGAGGGAGUGCGUUCGAAGAUACAAUCAGUAUAAGUGGGUGGCCACAAGAGGAGUGGAUGAAGAAUAUCUUCUCAAGGGUCUCCCAAUGGAUCUCCGCAGAGACAUUAAACGACAUCUUUGUCUAGAUCUUGUUAGACGAGUUCCUUUGUUUGAUCAAAUGGAUGAGAGAAUGCUCGACGCAAUAUGCGAGAGAUUGAAACCAGGUUUAUGCACUCAGGGGACAUGUUUGCUCCGAGAAGGUGAUCCUGUCAAUGAGAUGCUCUUUGUCAUUCGAGGCCACCUAGACUCCUGUACAACCAAUGGCGGUCGUACCGGCUUCUUUAACUCAUGCCGCAUUGGCUCUGGUGAUUUCUGCGGCGAGGAACUUCUCACAUGGGUUCUUGAUCCUCGUCCGAGCGUCAUUCUCCCUUCAUCCACUCGUACAGUCAAAGCUAUUGGUGAAGUUGAAGCCUUUGCACUAAGUGCAGAGGAUUUGAAAUUCGUAGCAUCACAAUUUCGUAGACUGCAUAGCAAGCAAAUAAGGCACAAGUUCCGUUUUUAUUCGCACCAUUGGCGCACGUGGGCUGCGUGUUUUAUACAAGUAGCGUGGCGUCGUUUCAGGAAAAGGAAGUGUUUAGCUCAACUUAGGGCUAGAGAGAUGUCGUCAGCUGAUCAAUCUAGAGUGAAGCCACAGGAAGGGUUAGUAAUAAGAGGAGGUAGUAAGUACCUCAGGUCAGAUUCCGACGUUGUCCCCUUACAAAAGCCUGCUGAACCUGACUACACCUAGACUAUAUACUUCAUACUCAUAUCUAGUUCCUAUACUUCUGAAGAUUGUAUCGAGAAAAACAAACAUGUUGUUGUACUUGUGCAAGAUUUAUAGUGAUGGAAAAAAGAUCACCAUUAUACGGAACUACUAAUUUUAUGCCCAUGAAUGUUAAAGUUCAGGCAAGAAUGCUGGGAGAUCAUCUAAGGCUUGGAAAUUCCUAGAUAUCACGAUGUUGUGACUAGAGAGUUUUGAAUACUUGAUCAACUCGGAAAGAGAAACUGUGAGUAGAUCUGGGUAGUGGUUUAGUCCCACAUUGCCCAUAUUACAAGACAGAGGUUAG
Messenger RNA from Papaver somniferum (opium poppy), 2761 nucleotides. RefSeq names its product protein CNGC15b-like. Bases 418 to 2442 code for a protein of 674 amino acids. Gene Ontology annotation, cellular component: membrane. NCBI's taxonomy places the organism in Eukaryota, Viridiplantae, Streptophyta, Magnoliopsida, Ranunculales, Papaveraceae. The record is from RefSeq and is a predicted model, not a curated record. Gene Ontology annotation, biological process: potassium ion transport; transmembrane transport. The transcript is spliced from 9 exons. Gene Ontology annotation, molecular function: voltage-gated potassium channel activity.